Pygocentrus nattereri (red-bellied piranha) is the source of this 3890-nucleotide messenger RNA. Its product is annotated as zinc finger protein 236-like. Gene Ontology annotation, molecular function: DNA-binding transcription factor activity; RNA polymerase II cis-regulatory region sequence-specific DNA binding. The record is from RefSeq and is a predicted model, not a curated record. Gene Ontology annotation, biological process: regulation of transcription by RNA polymerase II. The transcript has 3 exons. The coding region runs from base 198 to 2345 and encodes 715 amino acids. NCBI's taxonomy places the organism in Eukaryota, Metazoa, Chordata, Actinopteri, Characiformes, Serrasalmidae.
CUGGAAUCGGAGAUUCGACUCUUUUGGGAAUCGAUUCCUAGUCCAAUUUCAAGUGGUGAACGGGUUUCCGUUCGCCAAAGGCUGGUGUUGCAACAAAGCCCUCUUUUGUUCGUUGUGUGAAUUUCAGCUCAACUGAAGUGAUAAAGAAACUUUACUGAGACUUCACAGAAACAAUCCAACAGUGGUUAUGUACACAGAUGGAUAACAUGCCCAACGGUGUCACUCUCCAGAAGCAAAUAGCUUCCAUCAUGGACGUGCUCGCCAAAGCCGCGGUGGCAGAAAUAAGCAAAGUCGUGGACGAUGGAGUGGUCAUGCUGCGGCUUGAAAUCUGUGAACGAGAGAACGAAAUCGACUCUUUGAAGAGGAAUCUGCAGAUAGUGUCCAACGAGCUGCGGGCUGCUCGUCGUGCCCUUGUUAGGGAGUGCGUUAGUGGGCGCUCAAAACAGUUUGGAAUCGCUGAAGGUGGUCAAGGGGUCAAAGACAGAAAAGGAACUGAAAGGGAGUCUGGAAAUGAGGAUUUGAAUGGGCCGAGAGAGGAAGUUAGCACUGGGGUAAAGAUUAAGAUUGAACAUGUUGAGGAUGAAGAGCAAGAAGAGCAAGAUACAAGCCAAAAUACGAGGACAGGACUUUCCUUGAAUUCAGGCUCAACUGAGAAUGAACAGCUUAUCCAGGUGUGGUCUACAGAGGAGAACGCAGAAAUACACUCUCCUGAGUUUUUCCAUUCCACACAUGAUCAGUCACAACCCCAGUUAGAUCCUGCUGUCACCAUAGAGAGGAGUUACAAUCCACUCGGUGACAGACUGGAGACAAGAUGCCCAAAUGGAGAUGACACAGUAGCCAGACACAGUGAGCCCUCCACAGAAAGCCUGCAUGUAGCUACGGAAGAGCUACUGAGAGCACAAAAUGGCACUGGCCUUCAGCAGUCCCACUCACACAACACACUCGUUCACCAACAUCCUGAUGAUCAGAGUAACUUCAGCACACUCUGUGUUCCUGGCAGAGGGAGGCCAUUGAAUGGAGGAAUGGACAUGGAUAAGAGACGUUUCCCCUGCAUGUUUUGUGGCAAGAGUUUCGAUCGACUCAGCCAUGUGGAGAGGCAUCAGCGCAUACACACCGGGGAGAAACCUUUCAGCUGCAGGUUAUGUGGCCGAUGCUUCACGCAGAAGAGCAGCCUAAAAAGCCACCUGAAGACUCAUCGAGGAUUUAGCGGUGGGACUGGGGCAGCUUCUGGGUUACCAAAUGAAGAUAACCACUUCAGGAAUGAAUGGAAUAUGGCAGCUCAUUGUGAGGAGCAGAUUGCAUCUCACUCUUACAUAAAUGAUCAAGACACGCAUGCUGAGGAACUGAAUUCACACUCGUCAUGUCUAGGCCAGGAAAGCUCUCACUUCAUUAACAUAGAGGAAGAGAGCGUGGAGCAACUAGACACGGAUCACCAGACGAAUCUAACCAAGCCAAACAGCAGCCCAUCAGGAAGAACCAAGAGCUGUGCUGAUUUCUGUGAGUUGCAAGGCCAUGAUGAUGCAGUGGUUUGUGCACUGGAGGAGGACGCCCUGAAGACUGAGAAUAAAGAGGGGGGUAAAGAUCAGACGUUGAAUCAGACAAAUGAUUUUAGGCCAGAAGACCUUGGGCGUCUCAACUCUGGAUCCGAAAGUGGAAUAGAUGAGGAAAACACACAGACACUGCAUUCCUUAAACACAGCCGGCACUGGAAAAGACUUUGUGGAGCCUGAUUGCACUACUAGGGAUGAGGACACCUCCCAUCACAGCAAGUAUCAAUUAGAAGCUACCUCAACCAUCAUUCACUCAUGGGGACCUCCUGCAGUCACCAGCACCAAGGAUUUUGACAGUAACCAGAUCUAUGUGAAGGAGGAAGAAGAAGAGGAUAGAUCACCCAUGGAUGAAGAGACCAAUCAAGAGAUAUCUUAUUCCAUGCAAUCUGAGGAAUGCAAUGUAGCUUCUCCCAUUGACCACAGUUCUACAGCAGAUUCUCUACGGACUAGAGACACUUUAAUGAUGCCCUCAAAUCCAUUACCUCAAAGACCCAGAGCUUUGAAUGGGGUGCAAAAAAAGCGAGAGAGGCGCUUCCUCUGCGUUCUCUGUGGGAAAAGUUUUGACCGCUUGAGCCACCUGGAUCGUCACCAGCGGAUCCACACUGGAGAGAAGCCCUACAGUUGUGGCACGUGUGGUCGGAGCUUCACUCAGAAGAGCAGUUUGAAGGGCCACAUGCGGACACAUGCACGAGAACGGGCGUUCCACUGUUCUGUCUGUGGAAUCAGCUUCCCCACACGAGCUGGCCGCUACAGGCACUGGUGCAACCAGAAUGACAUGGCAGACUAUUUAAAAUAACACACACAUUCCAGCUGAGGUUCUUCUGAGGUUUGGCUGACAGAAAAUGGCUUUAUGUGAAGUACUUUCUGCAACUCAUCAUUUUACGUAUUACUAUGCCAUCACUCUUUCCCAUAUUAGGCCAUUUUAAACUGCAGUUUCUCAUAUUAAUCCUGCAUAAACCCUCAAUGACAGACAAAAGACAGCUAGUGUGUUAAUAGGUGCAGCCAGCUGUGAUCUCGUAAAGAGAAUACACCUUUGGGGACACCUGCAGUGCUGUUCAGCCAUGCUAACAUAAUAAUCGGACAAUAUUGACAUGCACACCCCAACUUUGAGCUCUGCCACAGUUUAUUACCUCCAUAAUCAAUCUAUGUUCCCACCAACAUUUAGCCCAAAAUUUCUCGUGGCUGUCCCCACAUGUUCUCAUUAAGAGACCACAUCUGGGCCUGUGAGACUAGCACAACAUUAACUAGCAUGUUCCUUGACCUUGAUCUUGGGACAAUUGUGGUUGUUUUCUGUUAUUUCCACAAGAGAUGGUGCUGAUCAAAUAAUAGGUAUCGGGCCGAUAUGAGCAGGAGAUGCUGGAUAGGAUAUCGAAACAGAGCUGUCAUGUAAUGUUAGCUGUGUAUUUUGUUCUAUAGGGUAGUAGAGUGUCUGAGUAAUUUGUGCACGAUUGCCUCAUCUUAAAGGGCCCAUAUUAUGGAAAACUGAAUAAUUCUCACUUUUUUAAAUAGAAGAGCUUGAUGUAGCAUGUAAUCAGAGUUUCAAACCAUACUGUUCACUCUCUGGUCCACAUAGGGAAACUAAGCUGCAAAAACAGCCUGCUUUGAAUAUUUUAUUUUUGUGAUGUCACAAAACCCAGCACAUUUACAUAUAUCCACCUAUUGAGCAGUUUAGCCCUUAAGUGAAAUGUUUCAUUUUAAAUUAAAUUGUUUUGAUGCUUAGAAUUUUUAGAUGUUUUAAAAGACCUUUAUAAAAGUUUGUAAAACAUCAGGUUAGUCUCAGUAUUGGCCGGUGCUGAAUGAUAUCAUUGAUAUCAGUACACACUAAUAAAUAUCAAGAGGAAAACUAGCAUACAUUCCUUCAUAUUGGUAUGAUUGUAAUUUUUAUUCAUUCUCUUUUGAACAAUUAUAUUAUGAAUACAUAUCACACUAUUUCCUAUGUUCUUUUUGAGGGUGAGCUGCAGAAAAAUGUGAGACAUUGUCACAUUUUAGUAAAUGUGUUGUUGCCUCUUAACAGCCAAAUUCAUUUAAAGCCAUUUAGUUAGAGGAAUUUAGUGGAGAUCAAGUAGAUUAGCAAUAUGUGUGCAGCUAGGUACCAUAACUGGACAAAUCCAGAAUGAUAUGUCUUUUUGUUACUGUAACUACAUAUUUCAUGGUUCACAUUUGUUGUUACUCAAAAGACAAAUACUCCAUGAAGAGUCAAAAUGAUUCAGUGUAGCAGAUUGUGAACAAGACUGUGUUUCUACAUAUGCCCAUAAAUGAAAUUAGUGUAACUGUUUCUCUGUUGCCUCUCUUAAUCUUCAGUCACUAAUGCAUGGAUAUUAAACUGUUUCUGUAGGGUUGA